GGACAAGAUGCAAAUGAGAAUGCAGGUUCAGGUCCUCAAGCGAAAACGCUCUUUCUUAUCUUGGCUGAUUUCGUUCUUCUCUGCUAUAUUCAUAUGCGGCAAGACACAAAUCAAGGAAGGUCGUCGCAGUGAUAAUAAGAUUAGGAAGAAGGAGCAAAAGAAGAUGGCGAUGGUGAUGGUUGUCGACGAAACCACCAGCGACGACUGCUGCUCCUGUGUCAGCUGCAUACCCAAAUGCACUCCAAGCAAGAGGAAGGCCAAUAACAAGAAAGUAACUCUCAGUGAGUGAUCUAAUGGAAUCGAGCCAAAUUAAGAUCAGGUCUUAGUUACUGCAUGCAGGUUGCUUUGUACUAAUUACUUAAUUUGUUAAGAAAC
Messenger RNA from Linum tenue, 375 nucleotides. Lineage: Eukaryota; Viridiplantae; Streptophyta; Magnoliopsida; Malpighiales; Linaceae. The record is from the annotation of a GenBank genome assembly.